AUGGACCAGAAAGAUCGGCCUUCGUCGAAAAUUGUGUUUCAAUUUGUGUCGGCCAACGAAGGUACCGUAAUCGACGCGAUCGAUUUGACUGGUAGUGAAGAUGUGUCACAGUAUGACAGUCCUUACAAGACUAAGUUGUUUGAUGUCAAUCUUAUGGUAUGUUACCCCCUAUCUUUACAAAACUCUAUCCUAUCUUCAAAACUCUAGUUUUACCCUUACUCAUCUACUGACAUACCCUACCGUACUCUACCGUAUUCUACCCCUUACUAUACCUACAGUAUACCAACUCAUUCUAUAUACAGUAUACCAACUAAUGCUAUCUAACAUUACAGGUCUAUAUCAGAGUGAUCUCAGUGGUGCAGCUCAUAACGACCUUGUUGAUCUUUUUGUCAUGGAACAGAGACCCUUUCCUGAGGAAGGACCACUACAACUUCAUUGGUAUCUUACCCACAGUAACAUGUUUUUACACUGCUUUUGUCGUAUUUGUCAAGAAAACUUUGAUUCAACUUGAAGAUCUGCCAUUGAUUACUGUAAGUUGUGUGUGGAAGGGAGGGGGGGUGGAAGGGUAUACUGUAAGGAAUGAUGGAGGGUGGAGUAGAGAAUCUGGCUAUAUCUAACUUGUGUACGGCCGAAUUGCAACUUAUUAAAACUUAUGUACGGGCGAAUUGAAACAUAACUAAACUUACGUACGGGCGAAUUGCAAUUAACUAAACUUAUGUACGGCCGAAUUACGACCAUAUCGAACUUAUCUACGAUAGGUAAUGUAACCCUUAUUCAAAAAAAUUAGGUUAAUUUAAAUAAAGGCGGGGUAAAAAAGUGGAAAAAAUUAGGGAAUGGUAAAUUUUUUUACUGUUGUAGGGUGGAUAGACAAAAUUAGGGCAGGUAGUACUGUAUAAUACCGUAAGUUUCAGCUCUACGCCUUCACAUCGGCAAUAGUCUGGUCUUUGAUAUACCUAAAGUGCUAUGUGGCCAUCUUUUUUCUUGGAUUACAUUUACUGGCAACAUAUGUAUUCACUACAAUUACUGCGUCGUACUUGGAGACUGGAUAUUGUUGUUUUUCGUUGAUGGAGGACAAGGAUGAAUUCAAGUUUUUCUAUUGGCAUCGACUGUUCUUGCCCAAUAUGAACAAAUCUAUGCCUCAGAAGUUCAAAUUGGUACGUUUGGGACAUGUUAUACGAUGAAAGUGACAAGUUAUACGAAGAAAGGGACAUAUUAUACGAUGAAACAUGUAUUUUUGUAACUGGACAUGUUUCAUCGUAUAAAAUGUCUUUUAUUUUAAAAAUAUUUUAGGUUAUGGCCAUAAACUGUAGUGUGUUCUCAUUUCUCUUUAUUAUCACUCAAAUGUUAUAUUGGCACAGCCAAGGUGCGGCUUUAUGGGUCUUCGUACUGUUGACAGUACUAUUCGCCAAAAUUUAUGAAUUUAAAUUCUUCAUUGGCGGAAUGAAGAGCGGCUUCUUGUAUACUAUGGUAAAUCAUAGCCUCCUUACAAUACCCUACCCUACCCUAUUCUACCUUACCCGACCCUACCCUAACCUACCCUACCGUAACCGACCCUACGUUAAACGCUCCUACCAGAAUCAACCAUACCUGUUUUACCAUAUUAUGUCAUACUGUAUUAUAAUAUACCCUACUGUAACCAACUCUACCGUAUUCUUUUCUAUCGAACUUGACUUUACUCUAUCCUACUAUUUCAUGCCAUACCUUAUCGUAACCGCUUCUACUGUAACCAAUCCUAUGUUAAGCGAUCUUACUGUAAUCGAUCAUAUCAUAUCAUACCCCGUCAUACUAUGCUAUACCGUACUCUAGCGUAUCCCAUCCUACCGUACUUGAUCUUACUCUACUUAUUGUAAACGAAAAGCUACCCUACCACAUUAUAUUAUACCUUACAUUACCGUAACCGUAACCGACUCUACUGUAACAGACCUUAUCUUACCCUACCCCACCGUGUUUUACCCUACCCUUACCAUUUUUCUGCUAUGGCGUAUCUGACUCUACCGUACGCUCUACCGUAUAUACAAUAUUUUUUCCUACAGUAUACCCCCCCCCCAAAACUUUAUUUUUAUUCUUAAUAAGACCAUAAUCUUAGCCUUUCUAUACCUAAUAUAGGCCCUAGUCUAGCCUAAAAGUCUUAAUUUCAGCUAGUUCUAAGCAUCUUAUCAUUCACAUGUGCCAUUGCCUUCUACAGUAACGUCGGGAGUGUGUUUACCUAUGAUGGAAAGUAUUAUGGAGGAACCAGUUUUCUUGUCACUAGUGUCCUAUCAGCACCAAUUGGGCUGUUCGACGUUUGGUACUACUUGAACUUCAAAGAGGACGAAGAGCUUGAUGUCAGGACUACUCAGCUUGUUAGCAGCUUUUUUUGA
Messenger RNA from Bursaphelenchus okinawaensis, 2360 nucleotides. The record is from the annotation of a GenBank genome assembly. NCBI's taxonomy places the organism in Eukaryota, Metazoa, Nematoda, Chromadorea, Rhabditida, Aphelenchoididae.